This is a messenger RNA of Lates calcarifer (barramundi perch), 1222 nucleotides long. RefSeq lists its product as uncharacterized. Gene Ontology annotation, biological process: morphogenesis of an epithelium; axon guidance; muscle attachment. Gene Ontology annotation, molecular function: calcium ion binding; laminin binding. Gene Ontology annotation, cellular component: dystrophin-associated glycoprotein complex; dystroglycan complex; sarcolemma. Lineage: Eukaryota; Metazoa; Chordata; Actinopteri; Centropomidae. The record is from RefSeq and is a predicted model, not a curated record. The coding region runs from base 155 to 1222 and encodes 355 amino acids. The transcript is spliced from 2 exons.
GCACUGGACGACCACAGUAAAACACACGUCAUCACCGGCUGUCGGCCUUUCCUCAGUCAGAAGACAGAGCUCAGUCAGACCAACGAGUUCUUCAGCUUCUGUCUCAAACUCCUUGAAUCUUCCACCCAAAGUGUUGCAGUCAGUUCCAGUGUUGAUGGCCACUGUUGGUUUCUCCUUCCACUACUCAGUCCCGCCUGAGACCUUCCUGGAUCCAGAGGACGGUGAAGCAGACGCUCUUUCCCUGGAGAUCAGUUUGAUUGACGGGCCUCCCCUCAGCCUGGGUACCUGGCUGACCCUGGACGGCCUGGAGCUCCGCGGCGUUCCUCUGGAGGUGGACCUGCAGUUUGCUCCUCAGCGCCUCCUCCUGGUCGCCCGGGACAGACAGGGCCUGAACGCCUCCCUGCUGCUGACUGUGGAUCUGCAGCGAAGCCCCGUUGAACCCUGCCACGUUUUCUCCCUGACGGCUCAGCGCAGCCUCCACUCCAUCCUCCGUCAGCGCCACAGGGUGGAACUCCUGCUGAGAAAACUCUCUCGCUUCUUCAACAGCUCGAGCAGCCGCCACCUUUCUGUUGUUUCCAUGAUGCCCGGGUCCACCGUGGUGUCCUGGUACAACUGCAGCCUGUGUGAGAUGGGCCAAGUCAAGAGAACACAUUGCCACGUUGAUGAAAUACAGAGCAUGUGGUUGGCGAUGAGGUCUGCAGAUGGAUCAGUCAGCCCUGAAUUCAGAGCAGCAAUGCUUCCAGAGUUUCCUGUCACCAAAGUUGGACCUGUGAGCUACAGACAGGACUGUUUUUCUUCAAACACUACCGCGAAUCCAGGUUCAGGCACCAAUACCUCCCUCGGUCCCACCUCUAAGACCUGCGUCUCCACCUCACAACAGACUGACUCAUAUGAGUGGAUGGCGGCCAUGUUCACAGCUCUCCUCGUUGUCUGCCUUCUCAUCCUGAUCGUCCUCCUCGUCGCCGCGGCUCUCUAUUUCUGCAGAGGUCGAGGAAGGUCAAGAGCGGCGGCCAUUUGGCCUGUGAACCGCCUCCUCUCGGUCCAGAGCAGAGAUCUGAGCGCCAUCAGACCGAGGCGGCCUCCACUGCUCCAACCCGAGCUGCCCCCACCCCCGCUGAGACUGUGGAUUAACCUCACACGAGAUGACGAGAGGCCACUUCCGUUAGACUGUGAUCGAGGACGAAAAACACGUCCUCCACAUUAUGAUUUCUCAAGUUUAUAA